AUGCCGUCCAACUCAAGCCAGGCUCCCACCACUACCACCGGGGAUAUCACACAAACCAAGAUCGAGGCACCCAUGAUGGUUUACUACAUCCAUGAUACUACACCACUCUGGGAUCGUCUUCUCAUAAGGGCUAUGGCUGAGGAUAAGCAGUCAUCUCAAGGGGGAGCUGGUUAUUCGGGGUCGAAGGACUCAAAGCUAUAA
Fusarium venenatum is the source of this 201-nucleotide messenger RNA. RefSeq lists its product as uncharacterized. Lineage: Eukaryota; Fungi; Ascomycota; Sordariomycetes; Hypocreales; Nectriaceae. The record is from RefSeq and is a predicted model, not a curated record.